AUGGCAACUGCGCAGCAAAUGCCUGCGGGACCCCGGUCCGCUCGGCUAGCCGACGACGCUGCGACCGCUGCACUGUACGCCACGCAGCCUCAACGCAAGCCGUCGACUCGGGAAGCUCCCGUUGUAGAUUUUCAGCAAUUCAAUACACCCGCAACUCGUGCGACACGCGAUCUCAGCCAUGCGUCGGCUGCCUCCGCUCUUGCACACGCAAAUCAGAAACCGAUUGAGAUCUGGCGCCCGGGCCGACUGACAGACGCGGAGAAAGCCGCAUACCACGCAAAGGACGUGUCUUCGCCCGAGAUCCCCGCGCCUAGUUCUCAAUAUAGUGGCUGGGGUCUGGGAGCGGCGACUCUGGCUGUGCAAGAACAGAGAGCGGCUUCUGCCCGGUUAUCCGGUCAGCAAUCUCUUCCCAAGCCGGAAUAUUCUGGGUCCAGCGGCCCUCAGAACAAAGCACGCCAUGCCGCGACGGGUGCAUUUGGUGCUCGGCAGCGACAGCGGGCAGAUUCAGCCUCGAGUGAGCCGAGCGCGGCUCCUGGCUCCAACUGGGCGCUCUCGGCUGCCGGGGCGUCGCAUCGUGCUAAGGUUGAGACGGAAGAUCCGCUCAACCACCUUGACAAGGCCAUGGAGGCGAGUCGAAUUACGCAUGCGCAUACCGACGCUCGCUUGUAUACCUCGACGCCUCCAGUGGACCUGGAGUCUCAGGAGCGUAAUCGAAGGAACUCAAUGCACGCUGCAGCCCUAGUUAUGGCGCGCGACAUGUACGAACUGACUGGGCCCACGGGCGAGGCCAAAGAUUUGAGCCCAGCGAUUUCCGCGGCUCGCAAUGGACACAGUCAACUCAAAGCAUCCAAGAGCGUCAGCGGAGCCACCGGGUCGGCCGGCAGACGUGCCGUCAACCUCCAAGAAGAGGCGCAAAGACGGGCCGCGGAGAAGCUGGCGCGAAUGCGUGAUGAGCAUGCAGAGAUGCAGCAAUAUUACGGCACUGCACCUCAGGCCCAACAGCGCUCGCUCCUGGGUACUCGCCGAAAGCGAGCCACGAGUGACAUUGAUUCUACCCAGAUCGACGCAGAGCAAUCACGACAGAUCCGGAAUCAAAUGUAUAGCCUGCGACACAAACUCAAUCAGGUGGACGAAAGUCGACAGAGGGACCGUGAUUCGCUCAUGGAGGCGGCGCGUCGGAAUGUCGAUGCACGAAUGCGAGACAUGGACAUGCAAAUGUAUGCCGAAACAGGCCGAGCGCCACCGGCUGUCCAGAAGCAGUGGGAUGAAGUCGCUCAGGAGCGGGUGCGUCAAGAGGCCGAGGCGGCAGAACCGACAGGUGAUCCGGUCGAGCGCGUCAAUAUCGGGGCAUCGCGAUACAUGGAUAUGGCGGACGUGGAAGCCGUGGCACGUUCGCGCCUGCAACCCACUCUCAAUGAGCUUUCAGACCAGGCUGAGCGCAAGCGAGCGGAGGAACUGGAGCGACGCCUCGACGCGGAGGAAAAGCAGCGGCAAGCCAAUCUUCAGCGAGAACGAGAGGCCAGUUUGGCCCGAGCCCAAAAGCGAGAUGUGGACAAGGCGAACCACGAGAAGCGUGGCAGCAAGGGCUUGAAGCUGUUCAUGUGGAAGCGGAAGAGCAAGCUACAGGAAGAGGAGUCCGCUAAUAAUGAUGAAUCCCCAGGCCAGGUUCCAGCUGUCGCAAGACCAGAGGAUCAGCUACCAGAGGAAGACACAAUGUCACGGCCUGCAGCCGCUUCUGCCGCUGCAGAACCAGAGCCCAUGGUAGCGACUCGGACAGACCGGCAAGCCGACACCGUCCCGACAGGUGACGAUGAGCCUGCUACUGCCAGUCCCAUUGUCACGCCGAUGCGAUCCAAUAAUAUGGCUCCUAUCUCACCUCCUGUCAGCAUCUCGCGCGAGCCUACCGACAAUGGCAUGAUUGGUGCGCACCCCUCACAGAUCAGAUCGCGAGACGCCGCAGCAACAGGAGGCCUGUCGGUCCCGCCAACCUCCCAGCCUGUCAGCAGUCCUCGCGCGGAUUCGAAAUUGAAGACUUGGUUCCGUGAUCGAUUAAUCCGUCGGACAAGUGAGCCGCAGCCCCUGUACCCUCAUCAACCUGGCCCCGAGUACAACUCGGACAGUGAGGUUGGGUUCAGUGGGGGCGCUGCUCUGACAGGACGAGCAGCGUCCGGGACCGGGAUCCCUCGAUCUCGGUCUAUGGGCAACGCAGAUGUCUCAUCUGAGCAUGGAGCCACCGACGACGAUGAGCGAUCGUAUUUCAUGGAAGAGUCGGAUGAGAGUAGCAAGAACAUCAAUGCUGGAAAGAGGUCACGCUUUCGGCAGAGUUUGAAGAACACCCUCUCUCGCAACUCCCAGGAUGCGAAGACGAAUGGAUCCCACACUAAGCGCGAUCAAGGCCAGGGCGAGUAUAACGCCGAGCUGCAGAAUCUCCGUGAUAGCGCUGCUGGGCAAGGUUUACCCGCACCCCCAGUUCUGAGUGAUUCUCACAGUCACCGCGAAUCGAGAUUUUCCGAAGAUCUCUAA
Messenger RNA from Penicillium oxalicum, 2523 nucleotides. RefSeq lists its product as uncharacterized. The transcript is spliced from 4 exons. Gene Ontology annotation, biological process: eisosome assembly. The record is from RefSeq and is a predicted model, not a curated record. NCBI's taxonomy places the organism in Eukaryota, Fungi, Ascomycota, Eurotiomycetes, Eurotiales, Aspergillaceae. Bases 1 to 2523 code for a protein of 840 amino acids.